AUGCUUUUUUUUAAGGAUCCCCAAUUUUUAUUAUCAAAAAAAUCAAUACGUUUGAAUAAUGUCGUAAAUAAUAAGAAAUCAUCGAUUAGUUUAUACAAUCAUAAGGAAUUUAAGAAAUAUGAAAGCAGAAAUUUUGUAAUAUUAUUGUCACCUGUAAAUUCUGCUUUGUCUGUUCUUAUAAUUAUUGUAUACAUCGUAUUACUAAAUAUAUUUUCACAGGAGUAUGCUAUAACUAAAGGAUUUCCAAUAAACAACAGAUAUUUGAGGAAUUUGGGAGAAAAAUCUGAAGAAGGUGGUAUAAAUUUUAUAGACCUACAUAAUACAUUUGCGCCCACAAAAACGUUAAGUUCGGGUAGCUAUAAUAUUGAAGCUCCAGAGAGAAAAGAAAAUCCCAAAGUACCAUCUGGAUCUUUUUCGUAUAGACCAGAAAAAAAACAAGAUAGUUUUGAAAAUGAAGGUUAUUAUAGAGCAUCAUCAGGAUCACUUUUUAAUUCACCUGAGAAUUUCCAAGGAGGUCAUAAAAAUGAGGAGAAUCCUAGAGGACCAUCAGGAUCAAUUUUCAGUUCGCCUGAUAAUUUUCAAGGAUCUCUUAAAACUAAGGAAAAUUUUGGAGUACUAUCGGGAUCAUUUUCUUAUACACCUGAGAAUAUUCAAGGAGCUCGUAAAACUGAGGAAGGUUCUAGAAUAUCAUCAGGAUCAUUUAUCAUUAGACCUGAAAAUAUUCAAGGAACUACUAAAAAUGAAGAAGGUUUUAGAAUAUCAUCGGGAUCAUUUUUUAAUUCACCUCAAAAUAUUCAAGGAACUCUUAAAAAUGAAGAAAAUCCUAGAAUGCCAUCAGGAACAUUUUUCGUCGGAACUGAAAAUAUACAAGGAGUUCAUAAAACUGAGGAGAAUAAUAGAAUACCACCAAAAUCACUUCUUAAUACAUCUGAGAAUUUUCAAGGAAUUGGUAAAGAUGAUGAAAAUACUAGAGCAUCAUCAAGAUCACAUUUCAGUAGACCAGAAAAUUUUCAAGGAACUAGUAAAACUGAGAAAAAUUUUACAGUAGGUUCUGGAAUAACGUUUAAUAAUUUUACAAAUAUUAAGGGAAAUCUCAGUGGAAAUGAAAUGGAUCCUUGGGAGCAACAAGGAUUAUUUAAUAGUGAAAAUUUUAGUAAUCAACAGGAUCAAAAAAAAAACGAUGUAAAUCCUAAAAUGCCAAAAGGAACAUUUUUUAAUAAUACUGAAAAUUUUAGAGGAACACAAAAAAAAGAACAAGACACUAAUAAAUCACACGGGUUUUUUAAUAAUGAUUUUUACAACUCUAAUGGAACUAAAAAAACAGAAGAAAAUAAUAGAUAUACCUCAGGAUCAUUUUUUAAUGGAAAUGAUAAUUAUCAAACAUCCUAUAAAACUGAAAAAAAUCUUCAAAUGCCAAAGGGUUCAUUUUUUAGUGGUCCUGAAAAUUAUAGGGAAACAGAUAAGAAAAAUAAUAAUUUAAGAACAGCAUCAGGAUCAAAUUCAAAUCGAAAUGAAAAUUACUUAGGAACCUUGGAUAGCAAAUAUUAUCCUAAUAUGCAAGAAGAACCAUUUUAUAGUGGUCAAGAUAAUUAUAGAGGAAAACCAAAUUCAGAUGAAUAUUCUGGGAAGCAAAGUAAUGUAUAUAAUAAUAAUAAUUAUAAAGCAGGUAAUGGAAUGAAUGUAAGAGAAGAGUAUCCUAGAAAACCAACAGGAAGUUUUUAUGAUCCUGAAAAAUUUCAUGGACUAAAUGAAAUCGAUAAUUUUUCUACAACAUCAUUAGGAGUAGAUUAUAAUGAUCCUCAAAAUUAUAAAGGACAUAAUCAUGAUGUUUAUAAUUAUGAAGAAUUAAAUGAAUGGGAUUAUAGAAAUCAUAAUCCAUAUGAUGGAAAUUAUGACGUUUAUCAAGGUAGUGAUACAAUAGAAAGCAAUUAUUAUGUCCCAAAUGAUUAUAAAGGAAAGAAAAAGAGGAAUCAAGAUCAAGACUAUUUGUCAGAAUCUAUGUAUUAUGGUAAUACUGAUUCUAAAGGAAAUAACCUAACUCAGGAAGAUGAGGAAUUGUUAAAAUCCUUUUAUAAUAGUUUAAACAAUAAUAAAGAAUUUAAAAAAAAAGAAGAAAAACCUACCAAACCACGAGUCCAAACAAAUACAAAACGCAGCACUCAACAAAAUUCUAAAGAAUCAAAUAUAUCUGAAGUGCGUAAAAAAUUUUUUGAUCUAAAUAAUGAAAUAACGGAAGAAAAUUUAACUGAAAUGGUUAGAUCUUUAGAUAAUAUUCCAACUAUUAAUGAUAUUCUCCAUAUAUGGUGGCAAUUACGUGAAGUGGAAAGACAUAAAUUUGCUAUGAUGCAAUAUCGUUUAAUGAAAUACAUUGGACAUUUAACAAAUACAUAUGAUUUAAAUGAAGACUUUGCAAAAGAUCUGUGGGUUGCUUAUAGCAAAUAUAUUACGACUAAGCUAGAAAAGAAGGAGAAUUUUUAUAAUAAAGUUUUUUAUUCAUUUAUUAAAAGAGAUGCUGUUACAAGACAUGCUUUGGAAUGUUUUCUAAGUGAUUGUAUUAAAUCCUUUCAUCAAUAUAUAAUAUAUUUAAAUAAAAAAUGUCAAGAUAGAAUAGCUGUUGAAGUUAUUGAAAAAGUGAAUUCGAGAAAAGUACCUUUGUCUAUAACAAUGGGUGAAUAA
Molecule: messenger RNA, 2676 nt
Organism: Plasmodium adleri (nom. inval.)
Lineage: Eukaryota; Apicomplexa; Aconoidasida; Haemosporida; Plasmodiidae
Product: EMP1-trafficking protein
Exons: 2
Coding region: 1-2676 (891 amino acids)
Source: RefSeq, a predicted model, not a curated record